Molecule: messenger RNA, 1503 nt
Organism: Lactuca saligna
Lineage: Eukaryota; Viridiplantae; Streptophyta; Magnoliopsida; Asterales; Asteraceae
Source: the annotation of a GenBank genome assembly
AUGGGUUACAAAAUCUUCACUCAUGAAAUCCAUUCAAGUUAUGCUGCUCGAAUUGAUAACUUUAGAAGCUAUGACUCCAUAAGUAAAGACAUAAUUCAAAGGUGGACAUACCCUUUAGUGCCAGAUGUUCAGUUUUCAAUCAACAAUGCCACCAAACUUGAGAGACACGGGAUUUAUCGCGCAUCCAACAUAACACAGUCUCGUUCUUCACAAGUGGGACCCUUUACAUAUAUCGGGAAAGACACCUUUAUUGGAAACAACACAAUAAUUUCAAAUUCGGUUGUUGGGGAUGGGUGUAAAAUCGGUUCUAAUGUUGCCAUUGAUGGAUGCUAUAUAUGGAAUAAUGUAACAAUACAAGAUGGAUGCAAACUAAGACAUGCAAUAUUAUGUGAUGGAGUUGUGAUGAAGUCAGGGGCAGUUUUGGAACCUGGUGUUGUUUUGUCUUAUAAAGUUGUUGUGGGACAAGAAUUUGUUGUCCCGAGUUACUCAAAAGUUUCUUUACUUCCACAACCAGUGAAACAAGAUAGUGAUGAGGAGCUUGAAUAUGCUGAUAGUAAUAGUGGGAUCAUAGAAACAACAAACACCCUUGAAAAUGGUGAUUCAACAAAUGAUUGUGUUGUAUCUGAGAUUGGUAAAAAUGGGCGUGGUUUCAUUUGGUCAAUGAGUGAAGUUGACCAUGAAGAAGAAUGGAGACAUUCGGUUGCACCAAUACCUGAUUCUAAACUUAUCGAGCUUACCCAAGCGGUUUAUGAUGAUCUUGAAGCUUUAAUCCAAGAUGACUCUUUUCUUCCACUUUCUGAUGUUAGAGAAUCCGAUACUGAAACUGAUGAUGAUAAUAGAGAUGAGUCACAGUACUUUGAGAAAGAGGUUGAAGCGACAUUCUUGAGGGGGGUUAAUGAAAAUGUGAAAGAUGACCAUAUUAUCCUUGAAGUGAACUCACUUCGGUUGUCAUACAAUAUGGCUCUUGAGAAUUGUGCUAGUGCUUUGUUUUAUUCCAUGAUGAAAUUGGCGCUUGAUGUUUCACGUAAUACUGGUAAAGAUUUGGUGAAGAGCACAAAUGAUGUGAUUUCUCAAUGGGGGAAGUUGUUGAAACCUUAUUUAAAUGGUAUUGAUGAUGAAAUUGAAGUGAUAUUGAAAUUUGAAGAAAUGUGUUUGGAGUCAGGGAAGGAGUUUGCAAUACUGUUUGUGCAGAUUUUGCAUGUUUUGUAUGAUAAAGAUAUAAUUCAAGAGGAGGCGAUUCUUAAUUGGGCAAGAUUGAAAAAGUCAAGGUUGAAUGAAGGAGGUGUAGAAGUGAAGAAAAACAUGGUUGGUUGUUGAGUCUACCAAUGAGUUGGUUUUUUGGGUUGUUGAAAUCUAUGUUUGUGCUUACAUUUUGGAUGAUUUAAGAUUUAAACAUAGAUUUAGAUUUUGGUAGAAAUUUAGGUAAGAUUGAUGAUAUCAUACGGUUAUUUAAUUCCUAUCAUGGGAGAGUGAGUUUGUCCUUGCUAUUUUGUGUCAACUGGG